Molecule: messenger RNA, 1858 nt
Organism: Gordionus sp. m RMFG-2023
Lineage: Eukaryota; Metazoa; Nematomorpha; Gordioida; Chordodea; Parachordodidae
Product: beta-1,4-galactosyltransferase galt-1-like
Exons: 3
Coding region: 198-1733 (511 amino acids)
Cellular component (GO): cytoplasm
Molecular function (GO): glycosyltransferase activity
Source: RefSeq, a predicted model, not a curated record
CUGCCUUAUAAGUGAGCUCCUAUCCUAUUUUUACAAAUGUGAGAACAUAUGUAGAACAUUAAAUAAAGGUAUUUACCAUCAUGGUAUUACACAUACAUAGAAUCUCAUAAUUGCUUUAAACAAGGGGAAAACAAGGAAGAAAGGAAGAAAAGUCAAAUUCCGAUCUUCUAUAAUAAGACUGUAAAGAAAAAAAAUUGAUGUUUUACCUUUCAAAAAGUUAUUUUCGCAUUAUUAUCAUCGCCACGAUUGCCAGUUAUUCCAUAGUGGGGGUCUUAUUUUUUUAUGCAUUCGGUCAAAGAUUUUAUGAAACUCACCCUACCCAAACAACUGGUACACGACGCCUAUUACACCCUUCACAUGUUGAUUUGAAAAUCGACAUUUCCAAUUGGUUAAAUAAAAAAACGUCGGAAAUCCACCGACGUAGACCUUUUAAAAGUGAUACCAACAAAAUCAACAGAUCAGAAUAUUCUGAUGUUAAUUUUAAUGAACCUCACAUCAGUAGUUUUCAGUAUAUAGAUUCAGAUACUUAUUUUUUUUCAGCUUUCUGGGAUGAUAGAUAUUCCAAGAAAACUUCAGGGAAGAAUCAUUAUAUCAGACUUUUUAUAUUAAAACGGUGGUCACGGCAAAAUAGUUUUAACAAUCGCCCGCGCGAUUUUGCGCGCCGUUUUUAUGGGAGCGACGAUAAGGAUUUUAACAUCGAUUCAUACACGUGCACAUUUAACCAAAAUCAAUACCGUAAUAAAACCAAUACUUUCAACUCCUCUGGAGUGCUUUACGAAACUUGUGAAAAUCACGACAUGCAAUGGGGAACCUUUUAUGUGUCAUGUCAGACGCCGGCCAGUUAUACCAUGCAUCUCUUGAAUACCUUUGCGACUAAACCAUUUUCCUCAAUAAUCAUUACAUUUUCGCAUAACAAUCACUCACGUAUGGUUCCUGUUAAACUUCCAGAGGAAUGGCUUAAUUUUAAUAAGUCCCUUCGAUCAAGAGUAACAAAUGCAGGGAUAUGUGUGCCUCCUUUAUAUGGAAACUUUUCAUCUGAUGCCAUCAUUACUUUCGUGGAACUAUCCAAGAUCAUUGGUGCCCACAAACUCUUCUUCUACUUAACUACAGAUGAUGAUGCAGCUUAUCCCUACUUAAAAAUCUUGAGACAUUAUGAACUUUUAGGACAAGUUACCAUAACCCCAUGGUUCUUACCAUUAGAUCAUGCAUCCAAACAAGUGUGGAAUUAUGGUCAAAGUUUAAGCAUUGCUGAUUGCCUAUACCGGAACAUGUACAAAUAUGACCUGCUUGCUUUCAAUGAUGUGGACGAGUUUAUUGUGCCCCGAAAACACAAGAAUUGGCAGACCAUGAUAAAUGAUGCCUCCAGUAAUUGGCCUGCUAAUGUUUCUGGCUUGAGAGUUAAAGGAGCAUUUUUUGAAGCUAAUACCAAAAGACAACCUAUUUCUUUCAACGGACAUUCUGUAUUUGAUAUAACCAAACGAACUACCAUGCUUAGCAGUGUUAGAACUAAAUGUUUAGUCAAACCCAAAUUAAUAUUUGAACAAGGUAUACAUCACAUCAGUAAACAGACCUAUGAGGAAAUUCCUCCUGAUAAUGCAGAUCCUGAUUUGUUGAUAUUGCAUCAUUAUCGACCAUGCAACAGGGGUUAUGAUAUGAAUUGUGAGGAUUAUAUUUUUGAUAAUAAUCUGAAGCGUUAUGAAAAAGAAUUUUAUAAAAGAAAAAUUAUAAUAUAAUACUAAGUCUCAAACGAAUCUCACAUAUAAACUCUCAAGAGCAUUUAUUUAUUCAUUCCUAGUCAUAAUUACUAGAAACAACAUUUAAGCAUUGUGAUUGUAUAAAACCAAAGGUAUCUUCUUUU